ACCUUUCACCAACCAACACAAUUCAACAAUGCCGGAAAAGUCAAGUUUUGAACUGGUAUAUUCAGUCGAAGCAGAUGGAAAUAUACCAGUAUCAAAAUAUAGAUCUAAUAAAACUGGUCUCACUAUCUUCAUAGCUGAUGUUGGAGGUCCUCUUGUCAAUGGAUACUUCUGUCUUGCCACAGAAGCUCAUGAUGAUGAUGGUCUGCCUCACACAUUAGAACAUCUUAUUUUCUUAGGAAGUGAAGAAUAUCCUUAUAAGGGUGUACUUGACUUACUAGCCAACAGAUGUUUAGCUUCAGGAACCAAUGCCUGGACAGAUACAGACCAUACUUGUUAUACCAUGACCAAUGCUGGUAGUGAAGGUUUUCUCAAACUCUUGCCAGUCUACGUGGAACAUGUUUUGUAUCCAACACUUACGGAAUCUGGAUUUAUCACUGAGGUUCAUCAUGUAUCAGGUGAAGGAGAGAAUGCUGGGGUUGUAUACUGUGAAAUGCAAGGCCGAGAGAACACUGGAGAAAGUCGAUGUCACCUUGCCAUGCUCAGAGCAUUGUACCCAGGAAAGUGUGGUUACAAAUCUGAAACAGGUGGCAUAAUGAAGAACCUUAGGGAGAGUACAUCACAUCAGAAGGUAUGCGAUUACCACAGAGAUUACUACAGACCAGAAAAUUUAUGUCUAAUAAUCACAGGUCACAUAAAACCAGAGGAAGUGUUUGAAACCUUGGGACCACUGGAGGAGAAAAUUUUAGGAAAGGGGAAGUUGCCAGAAUUUGCUCGACCUUGGCAGAAUAUAGUUCCUCCUCUAGGUGCUACUGUUGAAAAAUGUUUACCAUACCCUGCAGAUGAAGAGGACCAUGGUAUAGUUCUGAUAGCCUUUAGAGGCCCUCUGGCUAAGGACCAGUACCGUUUUCAGUCAUUGGCAGUUUUACAGGAAUAUCUGUCGGACACAGCGAUAUCACCCCUUCAGAAAUUUUUUGUAGAAACAGAAGAUCCAUACUGUAGUCAGGUGAGCAGCUCAGUCAUUGAGAAUUCAGAGUCUUGUUUGUAUUUUAUGUUUCAAGAUGUAAACACAGAAAAGCUUCGUGAUAUCAAACCGAAAUUCUUGGAAGUUAUGAAGAAAACAAUGACUGAUAGUUUAGAUAUGACCAGAAUGCAAAAUAUUAUUCAUAGAAAAGUUCUAGAAGCUUUGAAUAAUGUAGAAGAAUGUCCACAUGAUUCUAUAGCUUUUAUCAUUAUUGGAGAUUUCCUGUAUGGGGAUACAAAAGAGGAUCUUGAAUCAAGAGUGAAGAACAUUUCACUGUUCAAGAAGAUGAAAUCAGAAUCGGAAGAUUACUGGAAAGAUCUAAUGAAGGCAUAUUACAAUGACAAACCACAUGUUGUAAUUAUAGGAGAACCCAGUCAGAAAGAGAUGGUAGAAAUGGCAGAAACUGAGAAAAAAAGAGUUCAAGACCAACAAAAGGAACUUAAAGAAGAAGGGUUGAAACAAAAAGGAGAACAACUCAAAAAUGCCACUGAACAAAAUGAAAAAGAAGCACCAGAGUCUAUGCUUACAAAUGUAACAGUGCCAGAUGUUUCCAAGAUCAACUUCCAUUCCCUGAAAACCUCUUGUAAUUAUGCAAAAUCUGAUACAAUUGACAAGUUUCCAUUAUCCGAGAUUCCAUGUAAAUUUCAACUAGAUGACAUCAAGACCAAUUUUGUUGAGGUGAAUGCCUUAUUAGACUCAUCUGAGUUAUCUGAAGAAGAUCGAUAUUAUCUACCAUUAUUUUGUGAAGUGAUCUUUGAAAGUCCAAUUCUUCGUAAUGGAGAACUAAUUGACCAUGAGGAAGUGAUCAAACAGCUAGAGGCAGAUACUAUAUCAUUCAGUGGACAAGUGGGUGUAGGGGGAUCAAAGUUUUUAUGUGGUACUUACCCACAAAUCGUACAAGUUGAGUUAAAGUUUGAAGAAGACAAGUACUUGAAAGGUAUUCAAUGGUUGAAAGACGUAUUGUUCCACACACAGUUCACGGCAGAAAGACUCAAAAUCGUAGCACAAAAAAUGGCAAAUAGCAUCUCAUCCUUAAAAAGAAGUGGUUUUAAAGUGGUCCGUACUGUAUUUCUAGAUCUGACAUAUACCAAAGGUUGUAACAUAACUGCUGCAAGUUUAGUCAGACAGGAAAAGUUUUUGAAAAAUUUACAAACUCAGCUUGAUGAAAAUAGUGAAAAGGUACUAAAAAUCAUGGAGAGGAUAAGGGAUUCCCUUACAGCAGAUUUAAGGAUUCAUUUAUCUCUUCAAGUUGACAAUGUUGCAAAAGUGUCGUCUGCUCUAGAAGAACCAUGGAAGGUAUUUGUGCCAAAAGAAAAACUGUCUACUACAUCUGUUGAUAAGGUAAAGGUAAAACCGUCAUUGGAGUUUAUAACUGCUGAAAAGCCUCACAGACAAAUUAUUAUUGGUGUUGGAUCAGUGGAGUCAUCAUUCCUUAUUCAAGCAGUGCCUUGUAUAUCAGAUUUCUAUCACAAAGAUCUACCAGCUGUUAUGGUCUUCAUCCAAUAUAUGACACAGCUUGAGGGUCCAAUGUGGAAACAGAUUCGUGGACUUGGACUGGCCUAUGGUUAUAGUAUGUAUGUGAAGCCAGAAAAGAACCUAUUGUUUUAUGUAUUGACAAAAUCCUCACACAUUGUGAAUGCUUAUGAGAAAGGCAAAAACAUUGUUAUGGGUUACAUCAAUGGUGAGAAUAGUUUUUCAGAGGUGGAAUUAGAAUCAGCCAGAAGUAGUCUAAUAUUUGAGAUUAUAGAAGAGGAGAAAACAGUUACUAAAGUAGCUCAGCAGUCACUGUUGUCUUACUUCAGAGGGGUGGAUCAUAACUACAAUAAGGAAAUGCUGAUGAAAAUAGCCGCAGUAACCAUUGAAGAUUUGAAGAGAAUUGGUUCUACAUACAUUGCACCGCUAUUUGAUUCAGACAAAGUGAGAACAGCUGUCUGCUGCAAUCCAUCCAAAGUUAAAGAAACAGCAAAUGAUUUCAAGCAAUUUGGAGUAAAUCUGACAGUCCUUGAUUCUUUAGAGGAGGAUUUUCUUUGUGGACUUUAAAUUCAUUCUAAUGGAAGUUAAAAUUUGUUGACAGUUAAAAAUAAAAGUUCUCUUUUAA
Mytilus californianus (California mussel) is the source of this 3119-nucleotide messenger RNA. RefSeq lists its product as uncharacterized. The record is from RefSeq and is a predicted model, not a curated record. Gene Ontology annotation, biological process: proteolysis. NCBI's taxonomy places the organism in Eukaryota, Metazoa, Mollusca, Bivalvia, Mytilida, Mytilidae. Bases 29 to 3061 code for a protein of 1010 amino acids. Gene Ontology annotation, molecular function: metal ion binding. The transcript is spliced from 23 exons.